Molecule: messenger RNA, 2147 nt
Organism: Clarias gariepinus (North African catfish)
Lineage: Eukaryota; Metazoa; Chordata; Actinopteri; Siluriformes; Clariidae
Gene: klhl40a
Product: kelch-like family member 40a
Exons: 6
Coding region: 87-1925 (612 amino acids)
Molecular function (GO): protein binding
Source: RefSeq, a predicted model, not a curated record
AAUCCGACCAGUCCAGCAGUGGGAGAGGAGCCGGACACCCUCCUACAUAAGUAUCGCGCCAACGUUGCCGACAAAACCUUGACAAGAUGGCCGCCGUGCCAGUGGACCCAGUGACAGAGCCGCGCAGGUACCAGCAGUCACUUCUUAUGGGUGGCCUCUGUGAACUUCUGGAGAAUGACAAGUUUGUGGACUGUGUCCUGAAGAUUAAGGACCAGGAUUUUCCUUGCCACAAGCUGGUGCUGGCUGCCAGCAGUCCGUACUUUAAGGCCAUGUUUCUCUCUGACAUGAAGGAGAGCAAGAAACGAGAAGUAGUGCUGAAAGAUGUGGAACCAGACAUUAUGGGCAUGAUCCUGAAGUACAUCUAUACCUGCGACAUAAACUUGACCGAGCAGAACGUCCAGGACAUCUUCAUGGCGGCCAACAUAUACCAGAUCCCUUCCAUCUUUAGCGUUUGCGUAUCCUACCUGGAGCACAAGUUGGUGCUGAGCAACUGUCUAGCCAUCUUUAGGCUCGGACUACUGCUGGAGUGCCCAAGACUGGCAUCAAAGGCUCGGGACUACAUUUGUGAACGUUUUGAGCUCAUCAUCCGGGACCAGGAUUUCCUCCAACUAGGACCUGGAGAACUGGCUGCCAUUAUCACGUGUGAUUCCCUUAAUGUGGAAAGGGAAGAGAAGGUGUUUGAGACGCUAAUGAAAUGGGUCGAGCAUGAUCAGGUUGAAAGGCUGAAGGAUCUGAAAAAACUUCUGCACUGCGUUCGGUUUCGUCUGAUACCGCCUGAUUAUUUUAGAAGCAAAGUGGAGGGCCACCGGUUGAUCAAAUCCAACCAGGAGAUCAAAAAUGAUCUGCAGCUUGUUAAGGAUGCACAAAAGGGACUGCUGCCUAAAAGUAGAGGACCGUCAGGCAAGGAGGCAGAAGCCACAGGAGGCGACAAAGAUGAGGAUGAAAAUGAUGAGGGUCUGCUACCUGGGAUCCUGAAUAACAACCUACGCUUUGGAAUGUUUUUAACAGAUUUUAUAUUAAUGAUCAGCAACAAGGGAACGGUGGCUUACGACCCUGCUGAAAAUGAAUGCUACUUAGCCUCGUCAUCUACUGAGAUACCAAAAACUCACUGCAGCCUGGUGACCAAAGAAAAUCAGAUCUUUGUAGCUGGAGGGCUCAUAUAUAACGAGGAAAACACAGAGGAACCGUUCAGCUCUUACUUCCUACAGUUUGACCCCAUGAGCUCUGAAUGGCUCGGGAUGCCCUCGCUGCCAACCCCCCGCUGCCUCUUCGGGCUCACAGACGCCGAGAACUCCAUCUUUGUCAUAGGUGGAAAAGAGCUGAAAGAAGGAGAGCAUGCUCUAGACACUGUUAUGAUCUAUGACAGACAAUCUUUUAAAUGGGGCGAAUCGGACCCGGUUCCGUAUUCAGUCUACGGUCAUGGGACUGUCUCACAUAACGGGCUCAUCUACGUCCUGGGUGGAAAAUCAGAUAGCAAGAAAUGCCUGAGGCGAGUGUGUGUCUACAAUCCCAAGAAGUUCCAGUGGAAGGAGCUGGCGCCUAUGAAAACCGCUCGUUCUCUGUUUGGUGUCGCCGUGCACAACAACAAAAUCUACAUCGUGACCGGAGUCACAGAUGACGGCCUGACCAGCAAAGCUGAGGUUUAUGACAUUACGAAAAACACGUGGUCUGAUUUCGAGGAGUUCCCCCAGGAGAGAAGCUCUCUGAACCUGAUCUCGCUAGCCGGCAGUUUGUACGCUGUGGGAGGUUUUGCCAUGAUGCCCAACGACACCACAGAGAAGCUGGAACCCACAGAGAUGAACGAUAUCUGGAGGUUUGAUGAGGAGCAGAACUGCUGGUCUGGGAUGCUGCGGGAGAUCAGCUACGCUUCAGACGCCACCGUGUUGGGAGUACGCCUCAACGCUUUACGACUCACCAAGAUGUAACUGACAAGCACAUGACACCUGUUGCACAUGAAGUGUAGUUUGUGACCAGCACUGGAACUAGUUGUAGUUUCCACAAUCGAGUAUAUGUGCAUGAACUUUUAAAAACAAAACAAAAAGAAAAAGAAAGAACAACCCAAGAAGACUGGACAGCAGGUGGAGACAAAGGACGGACCAUUUUUCAUUUGAGAUGUGAACUGUUGUUUCUGAAGAAAGGUGUGACGU